Messenger RNA from Moneuplotes crassus, 802 nucleotides. The record is from the annotation of a GenBank genome assembly. Lineage: Eukaryota; Ciliophora; Spirotrichea; Euplotida; Euplotidae.
UGUACAAGAAAAUGAUGAGGGACGUUUACAACAACUCCAACGACCGAUGAUGACAAGAAACCACAGACAUCCUAGGAGUGGCAAUCUAACAAGGAAAAUCAGUGAUGUAGAGACUCACAUUUGUGGUGAAGUAGUACUACUGCUCUUCUUUGGAACUCUCCUAGGAGUAGAAUUUAAUAAUUCAUGAAUACUUGCAAAUAGACAACAGAUUAUUGUAUUCUUGAUUUAUCUAACUGGGUUUAAAAUCCCUAUAAAUGUGCUGAAGAGCUACACACUUAGAAGAUAUCAUAAGGAAUCAAUAGCAGGUCUAGGCUGAGGAGUUGUAUCGAAAAUUUUUCUGACCGGCUGGAUGAUUUAUUCCUACAUCAAUUUCUUCAGCCACCAUAAUGAGAAUGGAACAUGUCAGAACUAUUGGCCUAUCUAUUUAUAUCUUGGCUAUGGUUUCUAUGUCUUCUUACAAGCAUGUAUAUUCAUAUGAACGUGAAGCAUUCUUCUUGUGUUUAUCUGAAUCUACACCCGACGGAUGAACAGGCCAAACUGGACUGGAGCGAAUAACCAAAUGUUAAAUCGACUCGUAAGGACUAAUUUUACACCAGAGAACUACAACGAAGAUGAAGCUUGACCUGUCUGUCUUGAAGAAUUUAAGGAAGAGGAUGAAAUUAUCACUCUUCCAUGUAAUGGAAGACAUAUCUUUCACACUAAAUGCAUCCUUGAAUGGCUUCCUAGGAACAAUGCAUGCCCUCUUUGCAAAGAGCCUGUAUCUAUCGAAAGUAUUGAAAGACAACAAAACGAUGAUGAAUAA